CGCUUAAACCUUUAAAAUCUCAUCAAAAAACCCCUCAAUUUCUGAUUGCUACGAUGGCCUUUCACGUCGCCUGCCCAAUUACAUGUCGUCGAAUUUGCUACUGCUCGCUAGGGUUUCCACGGGAGGUACAGAAUGAAAAGGGGCAAAUUGGGUUCUUGGAGGAAAUUGAUAGGCUCAAGGCGUUUUUGGAUGAUCCAUGGUUGAUUAAAGAUGAUAAGAAAAGGAUACAGGUUCUUGUCCCCAAGGUCGAUGUUACGCCUCCUCCGCCACAGGUGACAGUGACUUCUAAUGCUGUGGUUGUUGAUGGAGGAUAUGAAGAUGCUGCGGAUGAGAUGUUAUCGGCACAGAAUAAGCGGGUGGCGAUGCAAAAGAAGGCGGCUGCCGCGUCAUUGGUGGCGGAGGAUUAUGCUCGGAGAUUUGAAUCUGGGGAUCCGGAGGGUGUAAAUAAAGAUGUAGCUGGAGAAGAGCAAGUUCUCUCUAAUGGAAAAGUAAUAAGUAUCACAGAAGCUGUUUGA
Molecule: messenger RNA, 515 nt
Organism: Lactuca virosa
Lineage: Eukaryota; Viridiplantae; Streptophyta; Magnoliopsida; Asterales; Asteraceae
Source: the annotation of a GenBank genome assembly